This is a messenger RNA of Epinephelus fuscoguttatus (brown-marbled grouper), 5209 nucleotides long. It is a transcript of the gene ankfn1a, whose product is annotated as ankyrin repeat and fibronectin type III domain containing 1. Bases 133 to 4569 code for a protein of 1478 amino acids. Gene Ontology annotation, cellular component: spindle. The transcript is spliced from 25 exons. Gene Ontology annotation, biological process: regulation of establishment of bipolar cell polarity; establishment of mitotic spindle orientation. NCBI's taxonomy places the organism in Eukaryota, Metazoa, Chordata, Actinopteri, Perciformes, Serranidae. Gene Ontology annotation, molecular function: protein binding. The record is from RefSeq and is a predicted model, not a curated record.
CGCUUUAAUCGCUCCGGCCGCGGGUGUUUCCACUUUUAAUGACUGACUAGCCAAAACAUUAGCCACGUGUGGUCGCACAUUAGUACCACCCCUCCUUUUCCUGCUGCAUUGACACUAUGGAUAUGGCUGAAGAUGUCCGUGGACUCUGAUAACUCCUGUGUUUUGCUGUCAUCGCGAGACUCCAAGACUUCCUGCGUCUUCCAAAACGAAGACGAGAAAGAUGACAUCCCAGGAGUGGGAGAGGAGAGUGUUCUGGAGAUGCUGAGCUACUCCAAGUUCUCCAACCUGGAGACAUGGCUGUGUAUGCCGUCCUCACUACUGCUGCCCAGGGCCCUGGACUCCACCCAUACCUCCUCAUCCUCUUCCUCUUCCUCACAUGCAUCCAACCACUCCUCCAAUUCCCGGCCGAUCUCCUCCUGUUCCUCCUCGUCCCCGGCCUCUAACUCCCGUCGCUCCACCUGCAGCGAUCCAGGAGAGACUGACACACUGCUCAAGUCAUCGGACAGGGACUCCACCUUCCUCACCCCUGCACUGGGCAAGGAGAUGCCAUUUCUGGCUACGUCUCUCCUCCCCAUCCUCUCUUCCACCCCUGCUGCUGCUUCUGCUGCAGUGCUGUCAGCUGGAGACUCCACCUCCCACAGUGGCGUCAACAUCAGGAAGCGGCGGCGGCUCGCUGCCAGUCCUGGAGGACUCCAUUGGAACUCUGCAGGUUCGGUGCAGCGUGGCUUCUGGUCACCUGAUCUGUCUCCCGUGUCAGGGAGGAACAGGACGGCAGCAGGAGGUGGUGGAGGUGGAGGACGUGCUGUUGGUGCGAGGAGCCUCCCCCUCACUGAGGGAGGCGGGACGCCGUGGGCUGGUGACCGGGCGGCCCUGAGGAAGACAAUUUCGGUUGACGAUCGACUGCUAGGGCAGGUGGGCGGAGAGCAACCACACCUGAGACUGCUGAGUCGACUGGAGAGGGGCAGGAAGAAGCUCCGGAACAUCCACAGUCUGGGAACUACGAGCCGAUACGACACCAGGAAGAAGUCGGACAGUAAGAUUUCUCGGUUGGCCCAGAGGUGGAACCAGAGAGCGGCAGGAGAUGCUCUGAUUAAUGACCUGAAACCCCUGUUUUACCCAGGAAUCCCCCGAUCCUCACUCAGCCUGGACAGACGCCUCCCGGGUGUUAUGACCCAGCAGAUGCAGAACCUGCAGUUGUCCCAGACCAGGAAGUGCCCCGGUGGGCCGGCCUCCCCGAGCGCCGCCAAGCGCCUCUACAGGAACCUGUCGGAGAAGCUGCGAGGAAGCACCUCCUCCUUUGAAGAUGCCUACUUCUUCGGCAAGACGGACCGCCUCCGCAAAGCCUCGACCAUGCAGGGCAGCGACUGUAUCUUCGAGGCGGUGGAGCAGCAGGACCUGGACACAGUGCAGAUCCUCCUCUACCAGUUCUCGGCCGAGGAGCUGGACCUGAACACCCCCAACAGCCAGGGUCUGACGCCGCUAGACAUCGCCAUCAUGACCAACAACACACCCAUCGCUAAACUGCUGCUGAAGGCCGGCGGCAAGGAGAGUCCACACUUUGUGAGUGUGGAGAGUCGUGAGGCCCACCUGAGCUCUCUGGUGGUGGAGGCUGAGCGGCGGGCGGCUGACCUGGCAGCUCAGGCUCAGAGAGAUGGCCUGUCUCUGGAAGCCUGCCAGAAGGACAAACAGCUGAGAGCCUGGGAGUGGAGGAGCAAGCUGUACAAACGCAUGAGGACGGGUUUCCAGCAUGCACGUGCCCCAGAGGCCCCGUCUAUGGUUCGUCUGAGCGUGAGCAGUAGCACCACACUGACCGUCACCUUCCAGGAGCCGCAGUGUCUCAACUCCACCGUGGUGACCAAAUACAGAGUGGAGUGGAGCUGCCUGAAGGAUUUCUCGCUGCUUGCUGGAGAGAUCGUGUUGGAUAAUCUGCAGUCCCUCAAGUGCACCAUCAGCAGCCUCACCACGGGUCGGCUCUACUACGUCAGGGUGUCAGCUUAUAACAUGAAGGGCUGGGGUCCCCCCGCCUGCUCCCUCCCUCCAUCUGCAGCUCCGUCCAAUUGGAGAGAGAGCGACGGUCGGGAGCCCAGGAAGCGGGGACACAUCGAGGCCAUGGAGCGUCUGCUGCAGCAAGUCCGAGCCACGCACACACACUACUGCUGCGGAGACACCUCAAAGCUCCAGAACCCGAGCAGGAAGCAGUCCGUCUCCAGAAGUCUGAAACACCUCUUCAACUCCUCCAACAAGUUUGUGAAAACACUGAAAAGGGGGAUCUACCUGGCAGCUGUGUUCUACCAUAAAGACAGUUUACUGGUGACAGCGGAGGACCAGAUCCCCAUCGUGGAGGUGGACGACUCCUACAGCAGCUCCCUCAUGCAGGACUUCCUCUGGUUCACCAAGCUGUCCUGCAUGUGGGAGGACGUCCGGUGGCUGAGACAGAGUAUGUCAGUGUCUAUGUCGUCGUCCUCCACCCUGCAGGCUCGCCACAAGAUGCUCACUGCCGCCGGCCAGCUUCAGAACCUCCUGGGGACUCACAAUCUGGGCCGCGUCCACUAUGAGCCCAUCAAGGAUCGCCACGGCAACGUGCUGCUGGUGACCAUUCGUGACACGGAGAGCCAGCACUCGCUGUUCAGCGGGAAGUGGAUGCAGGUGACCAAACUGCAGAGCCAGAGGAAAUCGCUGUCCACACCUGAGGAGCCAUACGCCCUCGACAUCCUUAUCAUCACCAUACAGGACAUCUUGGCGUACCAGCGGCGCAGCACCCACCGGCUGGCCCCCGGACUUUACCUGGGCUUCCUGAAGCUCAGCAGCUCUGUAGACCAGAUCAAAGUCCUGGUGUCCCAGCGGACCCCCAACAUGCUGUGUCACGCAAGAGUACGAGACAACGCCAACGUCUCCAGGGAGGAGUGGGACUGGAUCCAGACGCUGUCAGCUGCAGGUGAGAAGAGUGAGGAGGCGGAGUCCAGACCUGAAAGCCACGCCCCAUUACUGUACUACGAGCUGCAGACGUCAAUCAAGUCUCUGCUGAAACACCUGAACCUACCUCUGCACCAGGCCCGUCACUUCCGUCUCUACAGUCAGGAGGUGGUGGAGCUCGGUCACGGCGUCUCCUUCCUGCUGCUGCUGCCGGCGGCCGACGAUGUUUGCUCUGCCCCCGGACAGUCCAACCCCUACACCCCCCUGUCAGGGUUCCUCCACCUCCCUUUGCAGAUGUUCGAGCUCGUUCACUUCUGCACUUACAAAGAGAAGUUCAUCAGUCUGUACUGCCGUCUGUCCUCCGUCCUGGACCUGGACGCCCUCAUUACCCAGCAGGCACUGCGAGAAGCCAUCACUGACAGUGAGGUGGCCACAGCCAAACAGAGGCACCAGCUCAUACUGGACUACAUCCAGCAACUGGACGAGAUGCGUCGUGACCUCCGCUGGAUCACCGAUGCCCUGCAGUACGCUCGCUACAAGCAGCCUCGCGGCGGCGUACCAAUCACCUGCCUGGUGGAUGCCAACGCUACGGAGAGCGACUCUGGGCAGCAGAAGACUGACUCCACCUCCUCGAACAUGGACUACCUGCCCACACCUUCGCCCUCACCUGAAUUCCGCAGAAGGAAAGCCAUCAGCGACUCUCUGCUCGGCUCAGAUGAAGACGGAUCCUCUGAGGUUUUCCUGCCGACAGACAGCGACUACGACUCCAGCGACGCCCUGAGCCCCCGCGAGCUGGACCUGCUCUAUUCCCCACCCCAGGAUCUGUCCCAGCAGGCCUUGCACUCUCUGGGCGGCAGCGCUCCCGACGUGCUCCAGAUCCACGAGCUGAGGUACAGCGUCUGCCCCCCCACAGACCUCCCCCUGUCCCCAUCUGUGAAAGAUCCUAAAUCCUCCCCCCUCCUCCCUCACUCCCCCUCUCUAUCUACAGACUUCCCCCUCUCUUCUUCCUGUCUGCCUCGCUCUCCGUCCUUCUCCAGAACCCUCCCCACCUCGCCAUCCCUCCCCCUCUCCCCCAGAUUCUCCAAAGACCUCCCCCUGUCCCUCCCCCUCUCCCCGGCGCUGUCCGAUACCACCAAGACUCUGGAGGGCCUCUCGCUCUCCAAGAGCCACCAGGACGGCGGCGUCACCCCCCUCAGGGCCCUCGCCAACCCCCCCGCCAAACGCAAACUGCUCUCCAGGAGUCACCGGGGCCAGUACUUCAGCGGGCCCCAGCGUUGGCUCAGGGGCCACAGCGGGGAGAGCCACACAGGAUCUUUAUCUGAAGGCAUCUACACCAAGCAGCUGGACCUAGACCUGCCUCCGCCCGGGGACACCACCUACGUUAGCCACGCUUCCUGCGUCCUGGAGAGCCGGAAGGGCCGUCACCGAGAGCCGCGCCCCCACGUCCGCAGGAUCUUUGUGGAGCCCUGCAAGGAGCUGUCGCCGGGCCACGAGAGGAGAGGCUGGGAGGAGGAGGAGGAGGAGGAGGAGGUGAAGGCUGCAGGCGUGUCGGUGGUCGUGGAGGGGGAGGAGCCAGAGGGAGCCGCCACACAGGACGUAGACUCAGACGACCAAACGAACGCCCAGGUGUCAGAGAUACUCAGCAGCACGCUGUAGAGUGGGGACAGCAGCUGAAGGCAGCAGGUCGGUUCACUUCAGACACACCUGAGCUUUUAAAGCUACACCAGGCACAAGUUUAGAUCCUCAGCGCUGAACGCCAGAGCACACAAACGUGUCGUCAGAUCCUUCAUCUCUCCUCUCGUUUAUUGUCUGACUGCGUAUAAAACAACAGCUUAUCACGAGCAGCAGCUGCAUCAGUAUCUACACAGGAUGCUUUCAGGUACGGUAUUGAGUGUAGGUCACUCAGAGCCCAACACACAAUAGACUUAAAGUGUAAAAAUACACUUUACGUCACGUUUAUACAAAACUCACAGUCUGUCAACAGCUUUCAGCACCUCACAUGGUCCUCCUCUGCUGUUGUUAUAUUUUCAUCCGUCGUGUUUUAAUGACUUCUCGUCUGUUUUGGGCUUUUUAAUGCUCAUGACAAUGGUUGAAAGGUCAGCAGAAAGCUGUUAAGAACUGCGAUUGUUCUUGUAAACAAACCUCCAGAUAAAAAAUAAGGUGACGUUUCAAUAAUUAUCACUUCACACCUUCUGCUGCUCAGCUGGUUGUAAAGUUACAGGUUGUAAACAAACUGUAACUGUAGUGUAUCUUCCCUCUCUCUAACUAUAGUCACAGAAUCUCUUACGUUCAUCUG